AUGGCGGAGUUUGUAGUCAAACCACUGGUAUCCAUGUUGACGAACAAGGCGUCCAGCUACCUGCUGGACCAGUACAAGGUGAUGAAUGGCAUGGAGGAGCAGCGUGAGACCCUCAAGCGCAAGCUUCUGGCGAUCUUGGAUGUCAUCCAAGAUGCGGAGGAGAAAGGAGCUUCCCGACCUGGAGUGAGUGCUUGGCUCGAAGCACUCAAGAAGGUGGCCUAUGAGGCGAACGAUGCCUUCGACGAGUUUAAGUAUGAGGUGCUCCGGCGUGAAGCCAAGCAGAAGGGACACUACAAGAAGCUUGGCUUUGACAUCGUAAGCAUCUUCCCUGCUCACAACCCAAUUGUAUUUCGUUACAAGAUGAGUAAGAAGCUGUGCAGAAUUGUGCGCAAAAUUGAGGGCCUUGUCAGAGAAAUACAUGACUUUAGAUUCAACCAAACUCAGCAAGCACCACCAUCCAAGCACUGGCGCAACACAGAUUCCAUAGUACUUGACUCUGAGAAGGACAUUGUCAGCAGGUCCAGAGAUGAAGAGAAGAAGAAGAUUGUUAGUAUAUUGGUUGAUCAAGCUAGUGACAGGGACCUCAUUGUCCUACCCAUUGUUGGAAUGGGUGGGUUGGGCAAGACCACCUUUGCUCAGCUUGUCUACAAUGACCCUGAAAUCAAGGAGCAUUUCCAGCUCCAGAGGUGGUGUUGUGUGUCAGAUGAUUUUGACGUUGCUAAGAUUGCAAGCAAUAUCUGUCAGACCAAUGAGAUCAAUCGUGAAAAGGCACUGCAGAACCUUCAAAAGGAAGUAAGUGGGAAGAGAUACCUCAUUGUGUUGGAUGAUGUAUGGAAUGAAGAUGCUGAUAAGUGGGAAAAACUCAAGACCUGCCUGAAGCACGGUGCCAAGGGCAGUGCAAUACUGACGACCACUCGUAAAGCACAAGUAGCACAAAUUAUGAAGAUGUGUAUUGAUGACAGCCACAAUCUUGGAAAUCUGGGUAAAGUAUUUCUGAUGGAAAUAUUUGAGAAUAGAGCAUUUUGUUUGCAAAAGCCAAAGGCUGCUGAGCUAAGCGAUGUGGUUGAAAAGAUUCUGGACAGAUGUGGAGGCUCUCCUUUAGCUGCCAAAGCCUUUGGAUCUAUGUUGAGUAACAAGACUCGCAUGAAAGAAUGGACAGACAUACUAGCCAAAAGCAACACUUGCAAUGAGGACACAAAAACUUUGCCUAUACUCAAGCUCAGCUAUGAUGACUUGCCAUUACACAUGAAACACUGCUUUGCUUUUUGUGCAAUAUUUCCCAAAGAUUAUGAUAUUGAUGUGGAAAUUCUAGUCCGGCUAUGGAUGGCACAUGAUUUCAUACCAGUAAAGGAUGGUGAGAAUCUUGAAAAGGUAGGCAGAGAAAUUUUUGACGAGCUAACUUGGCGAUCAUUCUUUCAAGAGGUCAAGCUAACCCCCCGAGGAACGUACGCAAAAUCCUGGGGGGAGAUCCGUUCCAGAACAGUAUGCAGGAUACAUGAUCUUAUGCAUGACAUUGCCUUGUCUGUUAUGGGAAAAGAUUGUCUUACUAUAGUUGACAGGCCUAAUGAAAAGGAGUUGUUGUCAGCAGGCCCUGCUCGCCACCUGUUCUCAUCAUAUGAGAAUAUCCGGACUCUUUUGGAUGAUUAUCUGAAGAAACACUCUCCCACUCUUCAGACACUGUUGUAUACAUAUAGCUUCACUAAUGGCUCGACACCACAUUUGUCGAAGCACAAUCAUCUGUGA
Messenger RNA from Triticum turgidum subsp. durum (durum wheat), 1743 nucleotides. Lineage: Eukaryota; Viridiplantae; Streptophyta; Magnoliopsida; Poales; Poaceae. The record is from the annotation of a GenBank genome assembly.